CUGCCCAGACACCGUAUGCAUCAUUUGUCUGGGCAGAGCGGUAAUCAGGGAAUGCAGCGAAUCCGCGGGGAGGAAUCAUGAUGAUCCGGCCGACCUCAUCCUCAUACCACAAACGGUGUACCUGCACUGACCCCUCUCGAUCUUCUGUCCAAGUUUUGGCAAGCCAGACGCAGCAGCUCGAGCAGACAAACGAACGGCCCAGCCCCUUCAGGAUCCCGGUCAAGAUCAGCCGCGGCAGGCACAGUGACGUCGAUUCGAUAUGCAAACAGCGCUGGAGUUGCGGGAUUUGAACGUCGAACGUCAAGAUGGGGAGUGCUAUCUGCGGCCGUGGGAGCCAUCUGCACCACCGUGUGAGCCGUUGUUGAAUUGAUUCGUGCUUC
Messenger RNA from Mycena citricolor, 380 nucleotides. NCBI's taxonomy places the organism in Eukaryota, Fungi, Basidiomycota, Agaricomycetes, Agaricales, Mycenaceae. The record is from the annotation of a GenBank genome assembly.